AUGCUAGCAACCAAGGCUAAGGCGGGUGUCAACAGCGCCCCCACACCCCAAGGUGUCAACAGCAAUGCAGCCCGUGCAGGUGGCGCUGCUGCAGGAGUUGGCAGCCGAAGGCACAUGAAUACGGUCAUAAUAAGAACGGUAACGGCAUUUUUGGCUAGCGGCAAACGUAACUCCAACAACUCGAAAGCAUCAAACGGCAGUCGACAGCGGGCCAGAAAGGCCAAAAUGGACGAAUCAAGUGCUAAAAUAAAUCCCAAGCUAUUGGAGUCAUUAAAAAAGAAAACAAGAUUUACUAAAGAUGAAAUCGAAGCCCUUUUUCGUAUCUAUCGGAAACUAGUAUCGAACAAUCAAUAUGCCGCCAAAUCGUUGGCCUCUGGACCAGCUGGAGCUAUAGCGAAACCACAAACUCAAGAGGGCAUUGAUCGCAUUGUUUUCCGCGAAUUGCUGCACAGCACCUUUGAUAUUGUCACCGAGGAAAUUCUUAUGGAACGCAUCUUCUGCAGCUGGGAUAAGGCGCACGAAGGAUUACCCAUACGCCUGGAGGGUUGGCUCAUUGGUCUAUCCAUCUUCUUAAGGGGUAAUCCCAUUGAACGAGCUGCCUUUUGCUUUCGAGUCUAUGAUUUAAAUAAUGAUGGUUUUAUAACCAAAGAUGAAAUGUUUACCCUGCUAAGAAACUGUCUAAUCAAACAGCCACAAGAUGAAGAUCCGGAUGAGGGUGUCAAAGAUUUGGUGGAAAUUGUUUUAAAGAAAUUUGACAUAGACAAAGAUGGCAAGGUUUCUUUGGAAGACUUUAUGGCAACGGUGGCCGCUCAACCAUUGUUAAUCGAAGCAUUUGGUCAAUGUCUGCCCACGGACAGUGCAAUUGUUUCGUUUUUCUCUACUUUACAGGUUUAGCGCGAAAUUUGUGUUAAUCAUUCGCACCCACUAACCACAAGCAGCAGAAUCAACAGCAAGAGAGAGAGGGAGAGAGAGAAAUAACAACAAUAACAACAACAAGUGCCUAAUAGAGAAGGCUUUAAGUAAUGGAAACUGUUCUAAUAUUUAUGAAAAUUCUAAUAGCAAUAUAAGCAAUUGUGAUGUGGUUGAGGUGCAGGCAGCGGCAGCGGCAGCGUUUGUGACCGUUACUGUCAACCAAGUAUUAUGUUUACAUUUUAAAUGUAGUGGUAUGUGUGUGGUGUUAUUAUUUAUUAGCUGCUUGUCGUACCUACUACUCAUGUGGACACAGUAAGUUUGUCUUUCAUGUUUGUAACUGACUUACCAUUAUUUAUUUUUUUUUUUGUAUAAGUCAUUCCACUGGGUAGGCCAAGUGGGUCCCUCUCAUCUAGUUAACCCUAACGAUCUUGCACAGUGGCAUGAUUUCGAUUAAAGCUAACAAUGUAAACAUUUUGUA
Molecule: messenger RNA, 1390 nt
Organism: Stomoxys calcitrans (stable fly)
Lineage: Eukaryota; Metazoa; Arthropoda; Insecta; Diptera; Muscidae
Product: calaxin
Exons: 4
Coding region: 1-894 (297 amino acids)
Molecular function (GO): calcium ion binding
Source: RefSeq, a predicted model, not a curated record